GAAGUAAGUUCAAGUAUAAAAGCACCGAUCAUCUGUUCUGUUUCAACCAAAUACAAACCCAAAACCUUUGAUAUUCAAGAAUCAAAAUCCUUUCUUUCUCUUCCCUAAUUUGGCGUCAACCAAGAAUCAAAAGCAUUAGAAAUCUCUGGUGUUGGAAUUGAGCGUCAUACAUGGCUUAUAUCCCUCCUCACAAGCGGCAUUUGAAGGAUUCGGAUAGGUCGACUCCGACUCCAGAGUCGCUUGCUCCCAGAUUUAAUAGGAAUGUACAGUUAAGGGCUUCAAAGUCUAAUGCUGAUAGGAGUGGAAAGAUCAUAUAUUCGAACUAUGCAAUCUCCAGAUGGUUUGCUGUUGGUUUGGAUGAUGGAAACAUUGACAUUUCUGCUGCUCAUCUGAAGCCAGUUUCAGUUGAAUCUAUCGAGAGAAAAACAGGGGAGAAACCUCUUAUCUUGGUAAAAAAUAAUUCAGAUACAGAUGAAGCAAAAGGGUCCCCGUGGUCAUCUAUUGCAGAAAAUGUUCUGCCGGACAUAUUAUCGUCCUUUGAAAAGGCGAGGGCUGAACUAGAGUGUGCAGAUUCGAAAGAUGUAAAGCUGUCAAUGGUGGCUAGGGUUGGCAAAAUACUUUUUCAGGGGAGCCCUUCUGUGAACUUGGAAAGUGUCGGUAAAGAUUGCAUUAGUGAGACGAUAUUGAGGAAUUUGAGAAAAUCGUUUAACACAAGUGUUCCUGCUUCAUACUCGGAAAACAUUAUAGCUGAAGUUGCCUCAAAUAUUAAAGUUGAUUUUGCAGAUACGAAAGAUGUAUACUACGUGAGGUUGUCUGAUAGCACACAGCCAGCUUCAACGAUUUCCUGCAAAUGUAGAUUAAAAGAUGAUAAAAAACUCCAAAUUUACAAGGUAGAACUAAAUCCGGUGCGUGACAUGGUUAUAGACAUAUCAUGCCUGGAUAUGAAUCUUGAUUUGAGGUUGUUGAUGACCCACAAGAGAAUUUUAACUUCUAUGACUGAAGAUGAGAUGCAAAGCAUUCAAAAUCUGAUUGAUUCGGCAGUCCUAGACCCAGAUGUGAAAGGUGGGUUAAGAUGGCCAUUCGGAAAAGCAUCGAGUGGGAACAGAUACAAUGUUGUUGGUGUAUGGCACACAGUGGCUCGUGCUUAUGAAAACUCAUCCAUAAGACUCAAGGUACGACAUGCUGACCGUUUUGAUUUCAAAACUACACACGGGGAAGCAUCAGAGGAAGUUUCCUUGAAGUUGAAAGGAAUCGUUUCAGGACUGUUGGAGCAGGAUGUUGAAGAAGAUGUGAUCUCGGACAAACUUAAAGACAACUUAAGUUUGAUAUGGCAACACUUCUUGAGCUGUGAACCUUUUCUAACAUAAAAGAAUCAUUAUGAUGAUCUUCCUCUCUUCACUUAAAUGCUCACUUUCACUCAGCUGUGUUGUUUCUGGAUUUUGUUGAAAAACGAUAGUUAUAGUUUGAUCAUGGCAAGCAUCAACUAGUGAUAUGCCACAGUGUGCAUAUAUAUACUGUUUUUAAGUAUUGUGGAAAUGUAAUGGUCUGGUUUUGCUUUCUUCCUUGUUGCAACCCUUACAAUUGCUCCAUAUAUUGUUUCACUUUCAUUUUC
This is a messenger RNA of Hibiscus syriacus, 1612 nucleotides long. RefSeq lists its product as uncharacterized. NCBI's taxonomy places the organism in Eukaryota, Viridiplantae, Streptophyta, Magnoliopsida, Malvales, Malvaceae. The record is from RefSeq and is a predicted model, not a curated record. The transcript has 8 exons. Bases 171 to 1367 code for a protein of 398 amino acids.